Molecule: messenger RNA, 1164 nt
Organism: Mytilus trossulus (common blue mussel)
Lineage: Eukaryota; Metazoa; Mollusca; Bivalvia; Mytilida; Mytilidae
Exons: 1
Coding region: 166-1164 (332 amino acids)
Molecular function (GO): zinc ion binding; nucleic acid binding
Source: RefSeq, a predicted model, not a curated record
CACGUUUCGUAGUAUAGGGAGAAAUUAUUGUAUAUACGGUACUAGCGUAGUAAUUUUAUAAGUUUAAGUCACUAGGUAUAAGACACGUGACUAAUUUUAUAGCGGGAAAUUUUUUCCCUGAUAUUAUCACUUUCUAGCCCGCCGCAGACAGGGCAACAUUCAAGUAUGGACACCGGAAUAUCUAGUUCAAUUAAAGACGCCAUUUCGCAUGAAGUGAAGAAUGCCGUUUCUAACCUUCAACAAGACAUAUUGAAUAGCAUUUCUACUAUCAUGGAUUCCAGAUUAUCGUCUUUCCAAUCCAACAUAAGACAAUCUCAACAGGAUAUUUCACAGUCUCAAAUGUACAAAAUCGAGCAGACCGUUACUGACAAUUACUCAUUCAAGAGAAAAGGCAAUGAGAACCAGUUUAAACAUGAAUCCAGGGUACUUUCCAAGCUGAAAGAAGCAGACGUGAACUUAGAAGGGCCAGAUUUGAGCGUCGAUUCCGUACAAACAGCUAAAGCAAAGAUAGUAGAAGGUAUGGAAUUAGUUAAAGAAAGACAAAAACUGAUUAAAAUGGCAGAUUCCUCGGAACUGGGUUGGAAGGUUGUGAGUGAAUAUGUGACAAAUCCUAUCGCCGACGAUUCGGAAGAUGAGAAGAAAAUAAUCAGGGCACAAAACAGAGCAGAAAGAAAACAGGAAGCAGAGAAAUCUAAGAAAAUUGUCCCAAGAAAAGCACCAUACACAAGAGAGAAGGCAGAGAAUACCAACCCUUCUUGGAAACCUGGCAGAUGCUUCAACUGUGGAUUGAGAGGCCAUUGGACGGACAAUUGUCCGGAUAAGAAGAAGAUAAGUACUUUUAAAACUUUAUUUAAUUUGCCAAUCUUGACUAAUAGUAUUUGUUCAAAUUUAAAUGAUACUGAACAUAGUUCAAUAGAAACUGAUGGUCACAUGACAGUUUAUUGCAAUAAUAAGGUCAGUUUUAAAUCGCCGUUAAAUGUCACGGUUGGUCAGCCUUCAGGUAUUUUCUCACCUGUUGGUCAGUUAAAAUCUAAAUUACCUGAAUGGAAAUCAAUUACAAGCAAUACACAUAUUUUGGAUGUUAUCGAAAACGGAUAUAAGAUACCUUUCAAGACAGAACCAAAAUCAGAAUUGUUGAAGAAUAACAGAUCUUCCUUCACUUGA